UAGUUACGACACCAGUAGUGCAAGUUGAAGCUACGGUUGGAAUCGAUCAGAACUCAGAUCAAUGUUAAAGGAGUCAGAGUUAGAGGAUCAGCUGAUUUGUAGCACCCUGCCAUGAAGAUUUUGAUGUGAAUUGUGAUAUGUCAAGAAAGGAGGAGUUGGGGUCAUCUCAGCUAAAUAUUAAGAGAUAGUAUGAGCUGGGAGUAUGAGCAUAUUUGUUGAUCUUCAUGCUUAGCAGUUAGCCCUGUAAGUUCAGGUGUGAUGGCGACCGAAGUUCUUCUGCUAACAGCAAAUGUUGGAUCUAUUUUCGAGGAUCCCCAUCAUAUGCUGAAAAUAUGGAUCGACGAGUUUCUGAAGCUGAUACGGGAACGGAGGCCCGAAUUCGUGGCACUCCAUUGUCAAGAAGUAGGCGGCAAAAACUACGAGACCAGUAUGCAGCAUGUCGACAGCUUUGUUAGGGACGUGUUGGCCAGUCCAGAGAUCGACAGCCAGUUCGACCGGGCCGUCAUACUGCUCGACAAAGACUUUAACCGGGCGGCCAGUUUCACGGCGCUGGGCAACCUGUACCUGAUCAGCCGCCGGCUGCAGCAGGCUGACCUGUGGGACUGGGCCGCCGAGCGCUACCGGCCGGUGGAGGGUCACGAGGUGCACACGGGUGACCUGGCCGCCAUCUCCGAGGCCGACAAAGACAAGUUCCCGCAGGAGUACUUCCCCAACUGCAAGUGGUCGCGCAAGGGCUACCUGCGCACCCGCUGGCGUAUACGUGGAACUGAAAUCGACUUAGUCAACAUUCAUCUCUUUCACGACGCGUGUAAUAUGAUCGCCAUUGAAACGAGUCCGUCUCCGUACAGCGAGAACCGACGGCGGGCCCUGCAGCACACCCUGGACCGGUUCCACGCUGACCGGCACAGCAACGUACCCUUCUUCAUCUUCGGAGACUUCAACUUCCGGGUCAACGCGCACGGUGUCGUCAAGCACCUGACCAAAGAUCUCAAGCCGCUGGCCAAAGCUGAUCUGGAGAUGGUGGAGUUCCACGACGACUCCGAGACGGUGGUGUUGAGAGUCGGCAAAAAGGAGUUCUUCCACUCCACACACCAAGACACAUUUCUGCAGGACAUAUCGUGGCUACUGAGUUUCGACCAGGAGUUGGAUGAGUUCAGGGACCGCCUGCACGAGUUUCCCAUCGAGUUUCCGCCGUCGUAUCCGUUUGAGGAGAACGUGGACCGGUCCGAGUACCUGAUGAAGACCCGCUGCCCGUCGUGGUGUGACCGCAUCCUCAUGAGCAAGUCGGCUCUCCAGGUCAUACAUCAGGACGGUCACGGCGACGUCACAUAUGGGAUGGUGGGCCGGGAGCGCUGCAUGGGCGACCACAAGCCGAUCAUGCUGCGGCUGCCGCUGCGCGCCGAGUGCCGGCCCGUGUGCUGCGCGCUGGGCCGGCCGUGCCCGCCGUACGGGCGCGCCGGCUCCCUGCCGCUGCGGCCGGGCCCGCCGGCGGCCGCCGGCCGGCGCCGCGUCAGUUCGCUGGGCGGUGAGCCGCCGCCGCUGCGGCACAAGCAGAGCCGGCUGCGGCUGGAGCUGUCGGCGCGGCUGCACUCGCACCACAGCUCCUCGGACGAGGACUGGUUCGAGGAGGUGGACGCCGAGGAGCCGCCCGAGCCCGAGACCAACGGACAGACGGCGCCCGCCGACACGGCCGUGUCCAACGGCGCGCCCGUCACCGACCUGCUGGAGCCAGUACAAAUGGUGGCCCAGCGCGCCGCGCCGCGCCGCCGCCGGCCGCGCUGCCAGUGCGGCCUCGUCUAGGCGCUCUGGGUCCGCCGCUAGUCAGGGCGCGGCCCAAUCAGCCGGCCCUCGCCACCGUUCGUCCUCUCUAAGUGUAUACAUGCACCGGCGCGUAUUUAUUUCAAUUGUUUUUAUCGGUUGCGCAUCGUCGAUUGUUGGUAUGAUGGUGUUAUGAAAGUGUUUAUUGAAUCACUAUGCGCCAGAGAAGGAGCGUUGGUAGUCUGGUACAAAUAGACGCGCUCGGCACGGACGGGUGCCGAUGGAGUUCGCCCGAUAGAGUUGUGAUGUUGAUACGUUUGAAUCUAUUUUACAAUUGACGUCUCGUAGAGCCAGGUGGCCGGCGCCGCCGUGCCGCCUGGCCGUCUCUGGGCCCAUGUCAUAUGUCGACGAUAUCCGCGUCUAUAUAACUGUUAUGUAUUGGCGCGUGCGUUUACGUGUUCUAAGUGUCAGUGUGUGUGUUUGUGACCUAAUAUGUGUCACCACGUGUGUCUACGUCCAGUAUGUGUUAGCAUGGUGACCAUGUGACCAAGGGAGUCCCUCUGGGUGACGCGGACCAGGCAACGCCCCGACCUCCCGGGCCCGGUCAGACCAGAUUCUCCGCGGCCACGCGCCCAUAUUCCUGGAUCCUUCAACCGGCGGCGUUUGGCCUAGCUUCUCUAACGGAUGUCCGGAUAGGGGCGACACCCUGACCAUCAGCCAUGCUUGUGUAGUUAAUGUCUGUGCGGCAGAAUAGUCCCACCGUCAUCUGGCGUUCUCGUUAUGUGUAGGCCGGGCACACCGUGCAGAAACCCAACAGUCGUGCAAGCACCGAUAUUAGCACCGUAGGAUGCCACUACCAGAACCCUGCCAUACGAUUUUUUUUUUUUUAGUAGCAAUCGUCUCAGUACAAUGUUGUGUAGUUGUACCCAUGUGAGCAUGUCUUGUCAGACGUGUGUUUCUAGAUGUACGCUGACUUGUCAUGAUGUGUAAUACCAGUCCUAACUGUAUCUGCUUUAGCGAGCCUCCUGAAAACUGUACUAGCUUAACGCUAGAGCUGGGUGUUAACGAGUCACCAUAAUACAGCUCUCAGAACGAAAUACGUUCGAUAUAUUCCUAAAAGUAAAGGCAUCAAACUCAAAGCUUCAUUGCUCCUGCGCACUGCUGCCCGCAAUGUUUUAAGCUUGCUAAACAGCGUUGAGUCCAAGUGAGGAGUGAAGCGUACGCUUGUUGUCGCGAAAAUACUAUUUAUUAUGAAUCUUCGGUAUAAAUGUUGUAGCACUCGCCAUCUCAGCGAAGCGCCUAACAGUCUGAUAUACGGCCUCCACGCGGACGGGAAGUCGCUGCUUUGGUUGUUGGCGCGCGGUGUAGUCGUUUGCUGUGGACAGGCCAGCAAUGCUGUGGGUCCGGUGGUGCUGCUCGCGAACUCUUCCGGUUAUGUUGUCAGUGACCGUUUGGUUUGUGGUAUAUACAGAUGCGACGUGCCAUAAA
Molecule: messenger RNA, 3246 nt
Organism: Amphibalanus amphitrite
Lineage: Eukaryota; Metazoa; Arthropoda; Thecostraca; Balanomorpha; Balanidae
Product: inositol polyphosphate-5-phosphatase A-like
Exons: 12
Coding region: 259-1800 (513 amino acids)
Biological process (GO): phosphatidylinositol dephosphorylation
Molecular function (GO): inositol-polyphosphate 5-phosphatase activity
Source: RefSeq, a predicted model, not a curated record